Messenger RNA from Cynara cardunculus var. scolymus (artichoke), 2905 nucleotides. RefSeq names its product N-terminal acetyltransferase A complex auxiliary subunit NAA15. Bases 171 to 2837 code for a protein of 888 amino acids. Gene Ontology annotation, biological process: N-terminal peptidyl-methionine acetylation. Gene Ontology annotation, molecular function: protein-N-terminal amino-acid acetyltransferase activity; protein binding. NCBI's taxonomy places the organism in Eukaryota, Viridiplantae, Streptophyta, Magnoliopsida, Asterales, Asteraceae. Gene Ontology annotation, cellular component: cytoplasm. The transcript has 26 exons. The record is from RefSeq and is a predicted model, not a curated record.
GAGUAGGGUUGCAGCAGAUAAACGCCACCACUCACCCCUUUCAUCUCUCCAUCUCUCUCUCUCUACGGUUCCCUAAAGACCUUCACUGAACUAUCGAACCACUGUGUGUUUGUGUGUGUUUCUUACAUCUAGUUUAUCUCUCUAGAAGCGUCUAAUUGGCAAUACAAACAAUGGGCGCUUCGCUUCCUCCCAAAGAGGCCAACCUGUUCAAGCUAAUCGUCAAAUCUUAUGAAACAAAACAGUAUAAGAAAGGGCUGAAGGCUGCAGAUGCUAUAUUGAAGAAGUUCCCAGAGCAUGGAGAAACUCUUUCGAUGAAAGGAUUAACGCUGAACUGUAUGGACCGUAAGCCAGAAGCAUACGAGCUAGUACGGUUGGGAUUAAAGAAUGACUUGAAAAGCCAUGUUUGUUGGCACGUGUAUGGUCUUCUGUACCGGUCAGACAGAGAGUACAGGGAGGCAAUAAAAUGUUACCGCAAUGCUCUGCGGAUAGAUCCUGACAACAUCGAAAUAUUGAGGGACCUAUCGCUUCUACAGGCACAAAUGCGUGACUUAGGUGGUUUUGUUGAAACUAGACAACAGCUGCUGACCUUGAAACCAAAUCAUCGCAUGAAUUGGAUUGGUUUUGCAGUUUCUCAUCAUUUGAACUCAAAUGCAUCAAAAGCCAUUGAUAUUUUAGAAGCAUAUGAAGGGACUCUUGAGGAUGAUUAUCCUCCAGAUAAUGAAAGGUGUGAACAUGGGGAAAUGCUGUUAUACAAGAUAUCUCUAUUGGAGGAAUGUGGAUCCCUUGAGAAAGCUCUUCAGGAGUUGCGCAAGAAAGAAUUCAAGAUUGUUGAUAAAUUAUCCUACAAGGAAGAGGAGGUUUCUCUUCUUGUGAAGCUUAAUCGUCUGGAGGAAGGUGAAAAAUUAUAUAGAGUUCUGCUAGCAAUGAAUCCUGACAACUACAGAUACUACGAAGGACUGCAAAUGUGUGUUGGACUGCAUUCAAAGAUUGGCCAAUAUUCCCCUGAUGAAAUUGAUAAGUUGGACGCUUUAUACAAGUCGCUUGGGCAGCAAUACACCUGGUCUUCUGCUGUGAAGAGGAUCCCGUUAGAUUUUCUAGAAGAUGUAAAGUUCCGGGAUGCCGCAGAUAACUAUGUUAGGCCUCUUCUAACAAAGGGAGUUCCUUCACUGUUCUCUGAUCUUUCUCCUCUAUAUGAUCAUCCUGGCAAGGCCAGUAUUCUGGAAAGGUUGCUCCUUGAUUUGGAGGAAUCACUAAAGACAACUGGUGGAUACCCUGGAAGGUCGGAGAAGGAGCCCCCUUCAACACUUUUGUGGACCUUGUUUUAUUUGGCUCAGCAUUAUGACAGACGAGGCUUGUAUGAUAUAGCUCUAGCGAAAAUUGAUGAGGCUAUGCAACACACUCCAACUGUUAUUGAUUUAUACUCUGUCAAGAGCAAGAUAUUGAAACAUGGUGGGGACUUUGCAGCAGCUGCUGCAUUGGCAGAUGAAGCUAGAUGCAUGGAUCUUGCAGAUCGUUAUGUAAAUAGCCAAUGUGUCAAACGAAUGUUGCAGGCUGAUCAGGUUCCACUUGCAGAAAAGACAGCUGUGUUGUUCACAAAAGAUGGAGAUCAGCACAAUAACCUUCAUGACAUGCAGUGCAUGUGGUACGAACUUGCAUCUGGGGAAAGUUAUUUUCGCCAGGGUGAUCUUGGACGUGCUUUGAAAAAGUUCUUGGCUGUUGAGAAACAUUAUGCAGAUAUUACGGAAGACCAAUUUGAUUUCCAUUCUUAUUGCUUAAGAAAAAUGACUCUGCGUGCCUAUAUUGAAAUGUUAAGGUUUCAAGAUCUGCUCCAUGCACAUACGUACUUUAGGAAGGCAGCAGUUGGAGCUAUAAGAUGUUACAUCAAGCUUUAUGAUUCACCUUCAAAGUCAUCGACUGAAGAAGAUGAUGAACUAGCAAAAUUGCCCGCUUCUCAGAAGAAGAAAUUGAGGCAAAAGCAGAGGAAGGCCGAAGCACGAGCUAAGAAAGAGGCAGAAGUGAAGGGUGAGGAAGCAAAUGUUGGUGGUGUUUCGAAAUCCGGGAAAAGACAUGUUAAGCCAGUUGAUCCAGAUCCACAUGGAGAGAAACUAUUGCAGACUGAAGAUCCUUUGAUGGAAGCGGGAAAGUAUCUGAAGUUGCUGCAGAAACAUUCAUCUGAUUUUUUGGAGACACAUUUGCUUUCUUUCGAAGUAAAUAUGAGAAAGCAAAAGAUCUUGCUUGCAUUGCAGGCUCUGAAGCAGCUACAACGAUUGGAUGCUGGAAAGCCAGACUCUCAUCGCUGUUUGUUAAGAUUCUUCCAUAAAGUGGCAUCAAGGCCUGCUCCUGCCACCGAUGGUGAAAAACUGAUUUCAGGCGUCUUAGAAGCAGAGCGACCAACUUUCAGUCAGUUGCAUGGCAAAUCGCUAGUGGAAGCAAAUGCUGUUUUUCUUGAGCAACAUAAAGAUUCCUUGAUGCACAGAGCAGCAGUGGCCGAGAUGAGUUAUUGUUUAGAACCAAACAAGAAAGGCGAGGCCAUCAAAUUGAUCGAAGAAUCUCCCAAUAACCUUGUGUCUAGUAAUGGAUCACUUAGAGAAUGGAAGCUAAAAGACUGUGUUGCAGUUCACAAAUUAUUGGUAUCUAAUUUUGAUGAUCAAGAUGCUGCAUUGAGAUGGAAAUCCCGAUGUGCAGGAUACUUUCCUUACUCGAGCUACUUUGAAGGCCGCCAUUGCUCUGCAAACAGAGAUUCGAAACAAGCACACACUGAAAAUGGAUCUGUUGAAUUCCUUCCAUCAAACGGAAAGGUAGAAAAGCUCGAGGCAUUGAAGAAUCUUGCGAUCUAAGUAAGACAUGCGGGCAUACAGAUCGUUUCUUGGGGUACAAGUUAAAUGACUAAGAUUGGUGGAUCAAA